Knipowitschia caucasica is the source of this 240-nucleotide messenger RNA. The record is from the annotation of a GenBank genome assembly. Lineage: Eukaryota; Metazoa; Chordata; Actinopteri; Gobiiformes; Gobiidae.
AUGUCCGAACUACCAAAGGAACGAGUUGAGAUCUCAGAACCAUUUAUGUACAGCGGUAUGGACUGCUUCGGCCCGUUUGUCACAAAGCAAGGCCGCAAAGAGCACAAAACUGGUGGAUCUCCGCUCACCCUGGAGGCCGGACCACGGCUUCAGACCACCUGUCCCUUCCGGACCCUCUCCGUUUCUUUCCUCCUGGUGGUUGCGCCCGCCCCAAUUUAUAGUCUUGUGGAGUAUACUUGA